Microbotryum saponariae is the source of this 246-nucleotide messenger RNA. Lineage: Eukaryota; Fungi; Basidiomycota; Microbotryomycetes; Microbotryales; Microbotryaceae. The record is from the annotation of a GenBank genome assembly.
AUGUUUCUGCGCGCGUACCGAACGAAGUCGACGAAGCUGAUCUCGAAGCAGGUCCGUACGAUACCCUACAGCCUUCGUCCUUCCCGCAGUCUGAACUUCUCUCCUUCAACGUGGAUAGAACUGGAUGCACUGGGCCACGGAUUCGAAGAAGAGGAAACGAUCCCGUCGUACCUCCAACCAUCGAACGUGACGGCUGAACUCCCCGACUUAAGCUCAUCGACGAACCACCCGUACUCGAAUCCGUGA